Molecule: messenger RNA, 930 nt
Organism: Triticum dicoccoides
Lineage: Eukaryota; Viridiplantae; Streptophyta; Magnoliopsida; Poales; Poaceae
Exons: 6
Coding region: 1-930 (309 amino acids)
Biological process (GO): positive regulation of protein catabolic process; protein ubiquitination
Source: RefSeq, a predicted model, not a curated record
AUGAUAAUCAUCCCAGACCCUACUCCCGAGUUUGUGCAAAGUGCCUUCUAUAAUAUGCUUGACGGUUUGGAGCUUGCACUGGAAAAGGAUAGUGUCCGGUGCUUCCUCCGCUUGUUCGCGAAAUCUCCCAAUGCCAUGGCUUGGAAUUUGAGCAUAACCUCUGAUACCUUGACGUGCAUGGUCAGCCAUAAUGCCCUGCGAUGCGCAAAGGUUGUGUUGCCGGGCAAGGCAUCUUGGCUCAAUGGUCACCAUGCCAAUCCCAACUGCAUGAACCCGCACGGAUACUUUCCAAUCCAUGGAGUUGCUGAACGGUUCUCUGUCAAUAUGAUCAAGUUGCUCUUCCACCAUGGUGCUUUAGCCAAGGUACACACUCUCGGCGAUGUUGUCAUUCAGAAUCUGCUCCCACUCCAUGUUGCGGUCGAGAAUACUUGCAUGCAUAAGUAUCUGGAGGAUAGUCUCCCUCCUAUGCAGUAUCAUCGUGAUUAUAUUUACAAACUUGUUCAUCUGUUGUGCCUACUUGAAAUGAAGAUCUUCCUCGAUACGGUUAGGCUUGCUGGAAAAACAGAUAAUCUAGUUCAUGAGAUCUGGAACUACAUUAUGAAUGGAAAGCUUGUUCAGGCUACAGUUUUACUACUCGCAUCCCAAAAUCAGAUACGGAAGCAUGAUUGCAUCAUCGAGAGCCUUGGCUGCAUCCCAGUCAGCCUGAGAAGCAUCAACAGCAAGUACCGGCAGCACCGGUGGGAUUGGGACCACAGGCGCAACAGGGCAUGGCAGACAAGGGACCUCGCCAGAGAGAACACCCCACAGAAGAAGGCCACGCAUAAUAGAGCCCUGAUUACCGUUUUGUCAUGGACAUCAGGGAAUGUGGAUGGAACCAAGGAGCUUACAGAAAUGCCUUAUCUGCAUCCUGCAGAGCAGAAGGUAAUGUAG